Messenger RNA from Arabidopsis lyrata subsp. lyrata, 892 nucleotides. RefSeq names its product 50S ribosomal protein HLP, mitochondrial. Bases 223 to 741 code for a protein of 172 amino acids. The record is from RefSeq and is a predicted model, not a curated record. NCBI's taxonomy places the organism in Eukaryota, Viridiplantae, Streptophyta, Magnoliopsida, Brassicales, Brassicaceae. Gene Ontology annotation, biological process: translation. Gene Ontology annotation, cellular component: mitochondrial large ribosomal subunit; ribosome. The transcript has 4 exons. Gene Ontology annotation, molecular function: large ribosomal subunit rRNA binding; structural constituent of ribosome.
AAUACCAUACAACGACUCGAAGCCCAACAUUCAUUUGUUUGGGCCAAAAGUAGAAAUUAAAGUGACUAUUACUAUUAUACCCCAAACCUUGUAAUUUACUUUUGUUGCCACGCUUAAACCUUUCCUUGUUACCGUCCUCCUCCGCCUCGAUCUCUGUCUCUCCCGUCAGUCAUCACUGCCGCUACGAAUCUGUAUUUUUUUUUCCAGUAACAACGAAUCUAAAUGGCGGCUGCUUUUGCUUCAAGAUUAACCCGAGGAGGACGUUCAUUGCUUGGAGGUCUUAACAAUGGUGGUUUGAUGAAUUCUUCUAAUGGAAUGAUGAAUGAAAGUAUCCUCUCUCAGCAACAGCGAAGGACAUUCAUUCAAAUGGGGACAGUUCUCAAAGUUGUGGACAAUUCGGGUGCGAAGAAAGUGAUGUGUAUCCAAGCUCUAAAGGGGAAAAAAGGAGCUAGACUUGGUGAUACUAUAGUUGCUUCAGUGAAAGAAGCGAUGCCAAAUGGUAAAGUGAAGAAAGGAGCGGUUGUGUAUGGUGUGGUUGUUCGUGCCGCGAUGCAGAGAGGUCGUGUUGAUGGAAGCGAAGUUAGGUUUGAUGAUAACGCGGUUGUGCUUGUUGACAGUAAAGACAAGAAUACCAAAACUGAUCGCCAGCCGAUUGGUACUAGAGUUUUUGGUCCUGUUCCGCAUGAGCUUCGCAAGAAGAAACAUCUCAAGAUUCUUGCUUUGGCUCAACACAUUGCUUGAGACGCAACAAAAACCCUAAACCUCUUAAUGUCUUUUAUUCAUGUAAACUCUAGUUACCACAUUUUUUUUUUGUGUUCUAAGGAAUUAAGAGGCUUCAAACUUCAAUAACCGUCCCUAAACUAAAGUUAUCUUAUCACUACUUUAAAGAGUU